UUCGGGAACACCUGGCGCCAUCACGAUAAACAAGUCCCUGCUGUACAAUGUAUCUACCGCGUAUAUCUUUCUGAAGAUAUUCGCGACAGUUAUCAUCACCGAUAUAGGACACAUGUCGCCGAAGAGCGGGGGCUCACUGAUGGGCAUGAAUGUCGGCGAUUCCACGGCACCAAGAGAGCGUGUGCUCUCGGCGACAAUGGCCACAAGAAGUUGUGCGACAGACAGGAUUGCUCCCUUUGCGGGAUCAUUCGGACCUCGUUUAAAAUUGAGUUUUCUGGUGCAAAUAAACCAUGGAAGGGCCUGAGCACGGGCAGAUUUGGCCGCGGAAUCUAUACGUCUGCUACUUCAUCGAAGGCAGAUGAUUACUCUUGGAACGUGCCUCCCAAUACUUCGCCAUACAACAAGACAAUGCUACUAACGAAGGUCGUCGUCGGCAAAGCUAAGAAAUUGCAUCAUAACGACCCUCCUCUUACUUCCCCACCGGACGGUUACGAUAGCGUACCCGAGCAGCCUGGCAUGGGAGACUUGAACUACGAUGAACUGGUUGUUUACAACAACUACGCUGUGAUACCUGCAUAUCUGAUCGUCUACGCCGGGGGGAAGUUUGGGGACGCGCCGAGACAACGUUGUGGCUCUGAGGUCGAUGGAGGCGCUUGA
This is a messenger RNA of Gloeophyllum trabeum ATCC 11539, 657 nucleotides long. RefSeq lists its product as uncharacterized. The record is from RefSeq and is a predicted model, not a curated record. The transcript is spliced from 6 exons. Lineage: Eukaryota; Fungi; Basidiomycota; Agaricomycetes; Gloeophyllales; Gloeophyllaceae. Gene Ontology annotation, molecular function: NAD+ poly-ADP-ribosyltransferase activity. The annotation marks the transcript as partial.